Alternaria rosae is the source of this 1491-nucleotide messenger RNA. RefSeq lists its product as uncharacterized. The transcript has 2 exons. The coding region runs from base 313 to 1278 and encodes 321 amino acids. The record is from RefSeq and is a predicted model, not a curated record. Lineage: Eukaryota; Fungi; Ascomycota; Dothideomycetes; Pleosporales; Pleosporaceae.
CUGCUCACGCUAUCGACAGCUCGUACGUAGAGCGGAGCCCUUCACAUGGCGAGAUGUUACUUCGUGUUGACAAAGUGGGGACGGCAUCGACGUCAGCCAUUAUGGAAGUGUAUAGACUCUGGGGACUACGGUAUAUAACUUCUGUUCCAUCUCAACUAUCAUAUCCAUCCACCAACCAUCACCUUCGCUUUCCUACAAUUUUCCUACACCAACACUCGCUACAGUGUCACCACAAAAGCCUUCUAAUACUUAAUUCCAUCUCGACAACUUCCAGAUCAAUCACCUAGGACUCAAAUCAGCAAUACCAUCAAGAUGCGUUACUCUUACGUUGCUGCUACCCUCGUCGGCUCGGCCUUGGCCAUGCCUCAAUACGGCUACUCAGCGGUUGUCCCCACUGGAUAUCAGCCUGCACCAACUCCCUCCUCCAAGCCGUACGAGGCGUCCACGCCCAGCUCUGAGGUCCACUACCCAGCCAGCACACCAGUCUACGAGGCAUCCACUCCUGCCGCAAGCUCAUCGGUCUACCAUGCUUCGACUCCAGUCUACAGCGCGUCUACUCCAAUCUACAGCGCUUCCAAGCCCGCUGAGAGCUCGUCGGUCUACAAGGCAUCUACCCCUGCCGCCUACAGUGCCUCCACUCCUGCCGCAAGCUCAUCGGUAUACCACGCUUCCACUCCAAUCUACAGCGCGUCGACUCCUGCAGUGAGCUCGUCAGCAUACCACGCCUCCACUCCGGUCUACAGCGCUUCUGUUCCCGUCUACAGUGCUUCCAAGCCCGCCGAGAGCUCUCCGGUCUACCACGCUUCAACUCCCAUCUACAGUGCCUCCAAGCCUGUCUACAGCGCGUCCCACCCAGCCUACAGUGCCUCCACCCCCGUCUACCACGCCUCUUCCUACGGAACUGGUUACGUCAAGCCUACUCCCAAGCCUUCAUCGGCUGUUGAGUACCCCCACUCCGACAUCACGACCACGCUCACCUCCACCCACACAGCUUGGGUGCCAUGCAGCACCUCAGUUGGCCACGGAGAGCACUCCAGUGUCAUCUACUCAACCUACUUGACCCCAACCUACUCCACUGUCACUGUGACAUCGACCAUCCACGGCUCGAAGCCCACACCUGACAUGCCCGAGUACCCAGCUGCCACCCCCUCCUCAUCCACUAAGGAGUACCCGGCUGCCACCCCUUCAAGCUCGGCGGCCCACUACCCCGUGAACACUCCUUCGUCCUCGAAGGUGACCCCCCAGCCCACCGGCUACGUCGCCUACCCCCACUACUAAGCUACUCGGGUAGCUUGAGCAGAUUCUCUUCACCUAUCAAGCAAAGAUUUUGGGCGGCCUAGGUGUUUUGACUGCAGAACAAUUGCUGUAGCUCUUCUGUAUUGGGGGACCUCAUUCCCUCGCCUUGCACAGCUCCAGCGUUCUAGUUCUGCUUUAUCACGGUUUUCACGCGUUUGGGUUUCCUUCUUCAACUGUUUAUAUUGAACGAACAAC